AUGUCGAUGAGGACCAAGAUCAAUGGCUACACUGCCUGGGUAAAUCUGCGGCUGAUGCCAUAUGACCACCUACUAAACAAUGCUCUAAUGGAUCUACUCACAGGAACUCACAUGAAGUUCCUUCUGGAAAGCAUCACUGGUCGAGACAUAAAACGACUGGAGAGCUUUGAUGACCUUUCCCAGCAGCAGAAACAGACACGGGUAGAGUGGGUAGUGGAUGAACUGAAGACAUGCCAAGUUCUACCAGACGAUGUUGUUGUUGACUCUAGACUAUUUGCUAUGAGGAGUGCAGACCAUGUGUUUGAUCUGCUGUGGAGAUUGAUCAGCCAUGAUAUAUGGUUUGUGUGGGAGAGGGCUGAAUACCUACAACAUGUAGACAUGGAUGUCCUCACACAGAUUCCAUUCAAAUGGACUCCAGACCCACCCCCUAAAAAGAAGAAAAGCAAGAAGCCUAAGAAAUCCUUACUGUCAGGCUUUGGAUCUGGAUCUGCUGCAGGAGAUGACAGUGGUACUUUAGACUCAAUUGAUCUGAGUUCACCAUCACCAAUAAUGGCAGAUGAUGUUAUGGAUGACUGGGUUAAAUACCCUAAUGCUGAAUGGGUAAAAAAUUUCAAAAAGAAGAAAAGGGAAAUUGGCAACUACCCUAGUCCUGAUGAAUGUAUCUUGGAAAUGGUUAACUACCAACUCAAGACGACGAGAGAUGGAAGAAAUCUGAGUUGUCAUACAAUUGAUGACUUUGUCGACAGUAGAGUGUUAUGUGCCCUUGUCAAUUCUUUUGUACCCAACACAUUUACCACUGACCUCCUCCUCAAUGACAGAUGGACCAUAAACCUUGCACUGCGUACUGCAGAAAAAAUGUUUUAUGCAGAAACACCAUUUGAUUCUGAGGACUUAGUUGAGGCUGAUCCAACAGCAGUGUGUGCUUAUUUCUGUUUUUUCCUGAUGAUGGCAUACAAAUACCGCCAAUGUAAGGCUGCUGUUAGCCGUGUAGAUUACAUCAGCAUGUUGAUCAGGGAGUGUAAUCAUGAGAUUAGUAAGUUCCCAGCUAUUGUAUCAAACAUGCAGGAACUCCAGCGUAGGAAGGAGGUGAAGACUGAGAUAGAACAACACAAACAAGCUCUGGAGAAGUUCAAUAGCCGUUUUGAUAUUCCCUACUGUAAGAAGUGGUUAAACCAUGUGGAAUUUGUACAGAAUGAGGUGAGGAGACAAAUCAGAGAGAAGAUGAAGAGUCGGUUUGACAUGAUAACUGCCCCACGCAACAUCACAGUGAAUGACAUGUGUCUAUCAUGUGUUAUCAACCUGACACUCACAAAUGGCUCAGGAUUUUACUUAGCAAGCAAUAAGGAAGUUUUGGGUGAUGGAAGGAAAGUUGUCCUGAGAGCCAAAGAAACUGGGGACUUCAUUGACGAUUUCAGUACUGGACGUUCCCGAGGGCCGACUGUCAGAGAAAUUUUAAAGGUAGCUGAUGCUGGUGUAGUGGAACUUUACCCUGAUAAUUACCCAGAGAUUGAGAUCUUUGUUGAAUCCCAGAGUCGGAACAAGCUCCUGAAGGCAGGCACUGUGUUCCUGUAUCAGGUCUUCCCUGGUAACACCACCACCUGGCAGAGACUCUUCAUCAAGUCAGCUCGAGAGAAUGAGUUUGAGACUGUUCAAAAGAUGAUUGUAUUCUUCCAAAGUAAUCCAUCCUUCAUCAAUGCUAAAGAACCAAAAACUGGGAACACUGCUCUUCAUUGGGCCUGUAGGAAUGGUCUAUUUGACAUGGUGUGCCUGCUGCUGGAGAAUGGAGCCAAUGUGGACUCAAAGAAUUCUAAUAAGAGUACCCCACUGUUUGCUGCCAUCGAGGGAUUACACAGGAAAAUUUGCCAUCUGCUGAUCGAAUGGGGCUGUGAUGUUCAUUGCAAGAAUGUCAAAAAUCUGACUCCAUUUGAGAUGAUAAAAAAUGAUGAGUUCAAACACUACCUGAUAGAGUUAUAUGGACACUAUUCUGAAAUUGUACCAAAGAUCAUGGAAGGUGACAAGGCGUUGUUAGAUGAUGUCAUACACAAGCAUGCUAUCAAACAGAAACAGUUUUGUAGCCUCCGCAGUAGGUGUAUCAACGGAAGCACCCUAUUGCACACAGCUGCCUAUUACGGUAACGUGGCAGCUGUCAAGGAACUCAUGCAGCUGAGAGUAGAUGUAAACAUCCGAGACUAUAAGGGUGCUACUGCUCUCCACCGAGCCCGAAACAAAGACAUCUUAGAGGUGUUGUUGGAGUCAGGGGCCAGUGUUGAUGCUGAGGAUGGAGAGGCUAAUACUCCGCUCCAUGUCAAGUGUUAUGGAGAAACAAAUGCUCCAUCAGAAAUAGCAUCAAUAGAAGUACUGCUUGCCAGGAAUGCCAACCUUGCCAGAAGAAAUAUCAGGGGCCUUCUCCCCAUACAUUGUUGUGCCAUGCAGGGCCGUGUGGAUGUGAUUCGUCUGAUGGUACGAGCCGACACUGAGAACAACAUCUCGAAGGCCAUCUCUGCAGAGGAUGAUAAAAAGCCACCUAGUCUGUUACAUUUAGCUAUUGCCAAUGAUUUCAUAGAAUGUGCAAAAUGGUUGUCUACCAAUGGUUUCUACUUCAAAAAAAGGGAACAGGACAUCCUACUACGACGAAUUAUCACAGAACAGAUCACACUUAACGACAGAGAAGAAGCAGUGAAGUUUCUAUUGGAAAAUGAAGCAGACCCGAGUCCUCGAUAUCCUGGAGGAAAUACGUGUCUACAUUAUGCUGCUGGCCUGACUGGAUCAUCAGAGGUCCUUGAGCUGUUGCUUGACCAUGGAGCAGAGGUGGACCCAGUUGAUGACAAUGGCUGCACGCCAUUGUUUUUUGCCACGCAAGCUAACAACCAGGUUGCUGCUUGUGUCCUCAUAGAGCAGAAUGCCAAUGUCAGACAUAAAAAUAGCCAGGGUUUGACAGCAUUUGAUUACAUCGUUGAUUUUGAGGAGUGGAUUGAGUGUGGAUACUUCACAGAUGAGAUCAAUGCCAGACUCAAAGCUUACAGUCUGAAGCAUGCCAGAGACCUUAUCAGGGCUAUAUCAAAGAAGGUGAAACCCAACCAACUUCAUAGUUUCCAGGAUAUGAGGAUGAGAUCAGGACUGUCCACACGUUCGUUCCAACCCACUACCAGCAACACGAUCUCUAACUCUCAUUUCUCUAGCCAGCUUCCCUCUAUCCGCCGAGCUUCAGUCUCUACUGGCUACUUCAAAAAUUGAUCAUUUCCCAAACUGACCUCCUGCUGGUGUUUUCCUUAUUUGACCUCUAGCUGGUGACA
Ylistrum balloti is the source of this 3293-nucleotide messenger RNA. RefSeq lists its product as uncharacterized. The transcript has 27 exons. Lineage: Eukaryota; Metazoa; Mollusca; Bivalvia; Pectinida; Pectinidae. Bases 1 to 3234 code for a protein of 1077 amino acids. Gene Ontology annotation, molecular function: protein binding. The record is from RefSeq and is a predicted model, not a curated record.